AUGAUCGCUGCCAACGUUCCCCAUCUCCCGGACGGAGACUCGCCAGACCUGAUCUUGGUCCCCGCCACUCCAGAGGAGCGCAUCGCCUCCAUUAAGCUCAACAGUAUCGCCUGGAAAGGUCCCUUGGACGUUGAAACCUACAUCGCCCGUGAGGAUCACCUCUACAGUCAACGACUUACCCGGGAUGGUUUGACCUGCUGGAUCUUGGUCGACGGUAGCGAGCCUGAGGGUGACCGCACUAUUCUAAGCUCCUGCGAGACCUACCAGAAGAAAGCUAUCCUCGCACACAACGGCCAAGUGGAAGAUGUAUCCACACACGGCGUAGGAAGUGUCUACUGUCGGCCGGAGUUCCGGGGUAAAGGUUACGCGAAGCGUAUGCUAGAAGAACUCAGUCGGAAGCUUGAUACGUGGAAAAUGGAAAAUCAGCCGCGGGGCAGAGCAUUGUUCACUAUUCUCUUCUCGGAUAUUGGAAAGAAAUUCUAUGCACAGUUUGGCUGGCGGCCGUACUCGUCUUCGCACAUGGUGCUACCUGCUCGGGCGAAGGAGGAGUCAUCCAAUGGGACGACAGGGAAGAGCGCGACACGGGAUUUAUAUGCCGAGGACGUCGACAAGAAUAUGUGCAAUGAUACCGUCAUUACCAACCUGCGUGAAGAGAUGCGGGUUGCUUCGAAAAAGUCACAAGCUGCCAAGGUCGCCAUCCUGCCUGAUUUCGACCACUUUGUGUGGCACUGGGCCCGUGAGGAAUUCUUCGCGCAGCAGGUCUUCUCACAGCAUGCCCCGCCACUCGUCAAGGGCGCUGGAAAUGACAAUGCUCGCGUAUACUGCGCGUGGAAUCGGAACUUCGGCGAGACACCAGAGGACAGUGUGCUUUACAUCCUGCGAUGGGUGUACGAUGACCCCACAUCGCCCGAGCAGGAGCAAGCAUUGGUCCAGGCGAUGGCUGAUAUCUUGCGACGAGCUCAGCACGAGGCCAAGGAGUGGGGGCUGAGCACCGUUGAGUUUUGGAACCCAGAACCACUUCUGCAGAAGGCUGUCAAGGUGUUGGAUCCGGAUGCUGAAGUCGUGCACCGUGAGAAGAGCAGUAUCUCCAGUCUGCGCUGGACGGGUGAUGAGCACGGCCUUGGUCAGGAUGUGGAGUGGAUCUUGAACGAGAAGUAUACUUGGUGCUGA
Penicillium subrubescens is the source of this 1170-nucleotide messenger RNA. RefSeq lists its product as uncharacterized. The record is from RefSeq and is a predicted model, not a curated record. The transcript has a single exon. Lineage: Eukaryota; Fungi; Ascomycota; Eurotiomycetes; Eurotiales; Aspergillaceae. Bases 1 to 1170 code for a protein of 389 amino acids.